Cricetulus griseus (Chinese hamster) is the source of this 4597-nucleotide messenger RNA. NCBI's taxonomy places the organism in Eukaryota, Metazoa, Chordata, Mammalia, Rodentia, Cricetidae. The record is from RefSeq and is a predicted model, not a curated record.
CUCCGAGGAAAGACAACCGGGGAGUGGGCGCCGCGCCGUCCGCUGCGAUGAUUCCCCCUCAGGAGGCUUCCGCCCGGCGGCGGGAGAUCGAGGACAAGCUGAAGAAGGAGGAGGAGACGCUGUCCUUCAUCCGCGACAGCCUGGAGAAGAGCGACCAGCUCACUAAGAACAUGGUGUCUAUCCUGUCAUCAUUUGAGAGCCGUCUCAUGAAACUGGAGAACUCCAUCAUCCCUGUGCACAAGCAGACGGAGAACCUGCAGAGGCUGCAGGAGAAUGUCGAAAAGACACUAUCCUGUCUGGACCAUGUCAUCAGCUAUUACCAUGUAGCCAGCGACACUGAGAAGAUCAUCAGAGAGGGCCCCACAGGUAGGCUGGAAGAAUACCUGGGAAGCAUGGCCAAAAUCCAGAAGGCUGUGGAGUAUUUUCAGGACAAUAGUCCAGACAGCCCAGAGCUCAACAAAGUGAAGCUGCUGUUUGAAAGGGGGAAGGAGUCACUGGAGUCUGAGUUCCGCAGUCUGAUGACCCGGCACAGCAAGGUUGUCUCCCCUGUGCUCAUCCUGGACCUGAUCAGUGGUGAUGAGGAACUGGAGGUCCAGGAAGAUGUGACCCUGGAGCACCUGCCUGAAAGUGUGCUCCAGGAUGUGAUCCGCAUCUCCCGCUGGCUGGUGGAGUACGGCCGGAACCAAGAUUUCAUGAAUGUCUACUACCAGAUUCGCUCUAGCCAGCUGGACCGCUCCAUCAAAGGCCUGAAGGAACAUUUUCGAAAAAGCAGUUCUUCCUCUGGGGUUCCCUACUCCCCUGCCAUCCCCAACAAGAGGAAGGACACACCCACCAAGAAGCCCAUCAAGCGGCCAGGGACGAUCCGUAAGGCUCAGAACCUUCUGAAACAGUAUUCCCAGCAUGGUCUAGAUGGGAAAAAGGGGGGCUCUAACCUCAUUCCUCUGGAAGGUCACGAGCAUGAUUUCCGAGUUAAGCACCUGUCCGAGGCCCUGAACGACAAGCACGGGCCACUGGCCGGGAGAGAUGACAUGCUGGAUGUGGAAACGGAUGCCUACAUUCACUGUGUCAGCGCCUUUGUCAAGCUGGCCCAGAGUGAAUACCACCUGCUGACUCUCAUCAUCCCGGAGCUCCACCAGAAGAGAACCUUUGACUCCUUGAUUCAGGAUGCCCUGGACGGACUGAUGCUUGAGGGGGAGAACAUUGUGUCUGCUGCCAGGAAAGCCAUCAUCCGCCACGACUUCUCCACAGUGCUCACGGUCUUCCCCAUCCUGCGGCACCUCAAGCAGACCAAGCCUGAGUUUGAUCAGGUGCUCCAGGGCACAGCAGCCAGCACCAAGAACAAGCUGCCCGGCCUCAUCACCUCCAUGGAGACCGUUGGAGAAUGACCCAGACAAAGAGUACAACAUGCCUAAGGACGGCACAGUUCACGAGCUCACAAGCAACGCCAUCCUUUUCCUACAGCAGCUUCUGGACUUCCAGGAGACAGCGGGUGCCAUGCUGGCCUCCCAAGAAACCAGCUCUUCGGCCACCAGCUACAGCUCUGAGUUCAGCAAACGCCUGCUGAGCACCUAUAUCUGCAAAGUCUUGGGCAACCUGCAGCUGAACUUGCUGAGCAAGUCUAAGGUGUAUGAGGACCCAGCCCUGAGUGCCGUCUUCCUGCACAAUAACUACAACUACAUCCUCAAGUCCCUGGAGAAGUCUGAGCUGAUCCAGCUGGUGGCUGUCACCCAGAAGACUGCUGAGCGCUCCUACCGGGAGCACAUCGAGCAGCAGAUCCAGAUCUACCAGCGCAGCUGGCUAAAGGUGACCGAUUACAUCUCAGAGAAGAGUCUACCUGUGUUCCAGCCUGGCGUCAAGCUCCGGGACAAGGAGCGGCAGGUGAUUAAGGAGAGAUUCAAGGGAUUCAAUGAUGGCCUUGAAGAACUGUGCAAGAUUCAGAAGGCCUGGGCCAUUCCGGACACAGAGCAGAGGGACAAGAUUCGACAAGCUCAGAAAACCAUGGUCAAGGAGUCCUAUGGGGCAUUUCUGCACAGGUAUGGCAAUGUGCCCUUCACCAAGAACCCUGAGAAGUACAUCAAGUACCGUGUGGAGCAGGUGGGCGACAUGAUUGACCGGCUUUUCGACACCUCUGCCUGACCCUGCCAGUGUGCUGCCUGGUCCCACCAGACUCACGUGCCACCGGACUGAUAAACCAGUGUUAGCAUACCUCUGGGCCAGGUGGGUUCGAAGUCCUUUGCAACAGAGACCUUUGUGCCCCACCCAAGAGCCCUGUCCCUGGUGUUUGCAUCUCCCUGCUGGCCCACGUCUCCUGUUAAACCAGCACUCACCCUGAAUGUGGGGCCCUCCUUACCUUGGGUUUCAUGAUGGACGCAUCCAGCAGGGGCCACAAGAUGGCUUCAGAGGAAGACAAAGGCUGGUGCCCCCAGUGGCCAUGUGGAUACCAAGGAUGGGGUGGUCGAUUCCACCCCGGCCCCCUCCAUCCUCUUCAGCCCACAGAUGUGAACGGGCUCAGAGAACAGGCCAUGUGGCAGCUGUCAGACUUGGAGGAAAGGCUGUGGCAGAUAACCUACUGCUUGGACUCACUGUCCACAGUGCUGCCCCAGGAUUUCCUGCCACCUGGGAGGCACCUGGUGACAAGAGGCAGGAGGGCUCUGUCUCUGGCUUUGGAUCUAAUACACCACAAGAAGUGUUUGGAAGAGCUCUGAACUGCCCUGUGGGGCCAACCACUCAGGCAUCUGUCCCUGGUUCCCAGCUUCCAUGCUCCCGGCCCAGGCCACGCAGUAAUGGUUGCAGGGGCUUUAGGCUGAAUGCAUGAGAGACAGGCAACUAGUGGCUGAAGGAAAGCAACUCAGGAGCAAAAUGGGAGGCCAUGAGGGUAAAUUUAGGCUGUGCUUAGGAUGCCAGUGAACAACUGUGUCCAGGGCAGGCCCUUGCUGUGCAUUUGGGUGAUGGUUUGCUUUGCUUUUGUACUCAGAGGGGGAACUCAGGAUGCAUGAGCCUCUGGCUAGAGAAUGGAGCUGACCUCUCUCUAGGGACACUGUCCCAACUCUUCACCUAGCUGUAGGAACUGUGCUGUACCCUUAAAUCUGUAUCCCUAAGCCCCACCCUGUCACAGACUGGGCCAUCCACCAUGAGACGUCCUUGCCAGGGCCUGCGUUAGUCUUGAGCCUGUCUCACCUCGAGAGUGGCCACAUCCACGAGCUGACUACACAGCACACUGGCCAUAUCCACAGCUCACCACACAGCACACUGGCCACAUCCAUGAGGAAGAAAGUGUGCUCAACAGCUGUGGCCCACCCUUCCUUGAACUCUUUCCUCCUCUAGUAGCUGCUGGCAGGGAAAGGAACUGUUUUUUGUUGCUCCAAAACAUUCUUCCAGAGCAGAAGGGUGAAAGACAGUGGUUCUUAGUCCAGAGUGUCCCUUCUUUAGGUCCUCAACUAAUUAAAGUUUGGGUCUGGCCCUUCUUAAGCUCCCUCCGGUAGAAGAAACACCUUUUAGAGAAAUUUUCCAGGCAUAAACUUCUGUCAGGGGCCACCUGGGCCUGUAGGAGGAUGAAUCUGCCCUACUUUAAACCUGCUUCUACCUGCGGAGGAUAAAGGGAUGCCCAGAGCCAGGCUCCAGCAGGCAGACGCCAAGAGCCCACAGCACACCCGGCCACUGAGUCUGAAUCAGCUGCGGGUGUGCAACUUAUCACUCUGCUCUGUUUAAUCACUCCAGCUCCUCAUUCCUCGUGACCCCACACUCCCAGAAUGGGCCUUAGCCCUUGCCUGCCUUCCACACUAGGUACUGGGUUCUUCUUGUCACUCAGUUCCCCUCUGGGCAUGGGGUUGGGACUGCUCAUCUCCAAGGCUGAAUCUAGACCACAGCCUUGGUGCUGAGGAGGAGUAGCAGCAGGUGAAGAAGUAAACUGCCAAUGGCGGCCAGAGGCUGAACCCAGCUAGUCUUGGUGACUAGGUGGCUACGAGGAGCAGGUCUCACUGAGCAGUGGCUUGCAGGAAGGAGAACUGGGUGGAGCCUGCACUGGGGAAGAGUGGAAGACAAGGUAGCUCAUAAGCAGUGUCACUUUAUAGGCAAUGCACUCUGGUUUGAGGACAACAGACCCUCACACACAUCAGCUAACAACAGUGUCUCCCUGGGGGCCACCCCGCCAGUAUGGGCUUGAGCUCUGUGUUCUUCGGGGUCAGCUUGGAAGGAAAAAGAGGCAUUUCCUGGGAUGUGGAAGGAACCUCUUCCCAGGUGGACUCAGUGCACCUGGAAGCAGGGCUUGUGCUGGAGUAGGACCUGAGCUUUCAAGUCAUGAACUGCCUGUUCUUUCUGACACAGUCCUGUCCACCACAUGGGCCUGGAACUCCAGCUCUAUCCCUGAAGGGGUGGGAUGCAAACUGUGAGCUAGGGAGAGAGACAGGAGCCCACAGAAGUCACAGGCUUCUGCCAGCCUCUCAGGGUGGGUGGGAGAGGGAGCUAAUUCACGAGAGUCCCCUGGCCUUUGGAAGCACAUCAGAUAGCCUCCAGUUGGAGAAGAGCCUUAGGUUCAGAGAUGAGUUUUCCUUGUGGAAAUAAAUGCACUUGGCAGCACCUCGAGGCAGGGACGUGAUUG